AUGGCGCUCGAAUACGCUCUGGUGCAAGCUGAUGAUAUCCCUCGCACGUACGAGAUUGAGCGCGCCGGCUUCCCCGAAGACGAGGCCGCAUCUCUCGACUCUCUCCGAUACCGCCAGGAGAACGCUGGACAGCUCUUCCUCGGCGCGUACACCCCCUCACCGCGCCAGCUCGUCGGCUACAUCUGCUCGACCCUCACGACAUCCCCCACCUUGACUCACGACUCGAUGUCUACGCACGAAGCGAACGGCUCAUACGUCGCCAUUCACUCUGUAUGCGUCGACAAGGCUCAGCGAGGGAAGGGUGUUGCAAGCGGGCUGUUGAAGGAGUACUUGAAGCGUCUCGAGGGAACGGAGCGAAUCAAGGGCGCUCGCUUGAUCGCUCACGAGGAGCUCAUACCGCUCUACGAGCGCGCUGGCUUUGCUCUCGUGGGGAAGAGCGACGUCACGCACGGUGCAAGGCCGUGGUUCGAGAUGAAGGCCGACUUUGCGGACCGACCUGCGACGGCGGGCGUAGCAGAGUCGGAGGAGGACGAGGGCGAAGUGCGGUCUCCUGGACGACCCAUGCGUUGGUUCAAGGGUGGGAUGGACGAGCUGGUCGAUCAGGCAACGGGACUGAACAAGGCGGACUUGUUCUGCCCUCGAGCAGACUGCCGGUGCUUCCUGCUGCGGCGAGGGACAGGCAAGUGGGUGCAGGGGCAUGCGACCGAUUUUGAGCUGCCCGCGCUCCCUCACCCGGUCUCUUCCCCCACGCCGCCCUCAUCUUCCUCUUCUCGCGGGUACUGGUCCGUCUCCUCGCCCCUCGCCUUCGAAAACAUCGGUUUCUCGCGCAACGCCGCGCCUCCCUCCUCCUCUACCUCCUCCACCUCUUCCGCACCAGCAACCAUCAAAUACCUCACCUGCGCGGACUGCGACCACGGACCCCUCGGAUGGCACGACACGGAAGGACGGGAUUUGGGCAUGGAAGUGCAGGCGGAGAAUGAGGCGAGGGAGGGAGGACAAGGAGGUGCCGGACCGGAGGUACGGAAGGGGAGGGAGUUCUUGCUGGCGGUCGAGCGUGUGCGGUACAGGGUGUAG
Molecule: messenger RNA, 1074 nt
Organism: Rhodotorula toruloides NP11
Lineage: Eukaryota; Fungi; Basidiomycota; Microbotryomycetes; Sporidiobolales; Sporidiobolaceae
Product: arylalkylamine N-acetyltransferase
Exons: 3
Coding region: 1-1074 (357 amino acids)
Biological process (GO): small GTPase-mediated signal transduction
Molecular function (GO): guanyl-nucleotide exchange factor activity; acyltransferase activity, transferring groups other than amino-acyl groups
Source: RefSeq, a predicted model, not a curated record